UCUUCGUUCCCAGUGCGGCUCCGUGCGGCUAAAAAAAUGGAACAUGUGUAUACGCAUACAAAUAAAUGUCAAAUUCUUAUAUUCGCUUAUAAGCGAUAAAUCAUUCGCUGCUUCGAACAUGACACAAUUAAUGCGCUCGACGGUAUUAAAAAUUAAUAGCAUUAAAGUUCGCGAGACACGAAGUGCGCGAAACUCGUGCCGGAACUAACCUCGACGCGAUCGCGAGCGAGAUGGGAGUGGAAACGUGAUUUCGGAAAAAGUUCAUCGUUCGCCGGAAUUCGCGUUGAGAGCUGAAUGAGCGAGACGCGUGCUGGCUUUAUCUCGACUCGCGGAUGCGAUGUUCGUCAAGCUCGCUCGGUUUUGAUCUGAAAGCAAAGUAGCAAGUGACUAGGUCAUGCGGGUCAUUGAUAGUAUAAUGAUACACAUUAUCACAUGUCAGUUUUAAUUCCGAGCAUUUGGCUUUAUUGACAGGUAGACGCGUUACUAUCGUUGCUUUUGACUAACGAAACUUUGUGCAAAAUAUUGUUACGCUCGCGUGGGGAAAUGAGACAACGUUAAAUAGGAAACAACUUCAAUUAUAUAUUUGCUAUUUACAAGAAAGCACGCAGACUCGCUCUCUCGCUAAAAACCGUCGCGCACGUCACGACGACUCGACCGCCCCAGAGAAAAUCUCUCAAACCCGUUGUUUAUCCGUCAACGCUGAUCAUCUGUUGUUUACGACUCAUUGCCAAGAGAAUCAGCUGUACGUUCAGAGCUCGGGCAUCAAUACACGGGCGUAACAAUAUUAUCAAAUACAACUCUUCAACUACAAUAUUAUUGCAGAGAUCCCAGACGAGAUGUAUCAAAUCAUCCAGUAUUUAUCAGUUAGAUGAAGGUAUGCUACAACGGGUCAAUAUGGGAGGAAAUACCUACGAAGGUGUUCUCCCAUCCUAUCAUUCCAAUGGGGCUGGAAUGGAGGUGUGCCAAUGGUUGGCACACAUCAAAUUGUCUAGGAUAAUUCUUUUAACGUCUGUGGUUUUAUUUAUCGUGCCAUUAUUUACCCAUUAUUAUUUAUCCAAGGUAGAAAACGACGCUCCAGAUAGGGAUAUAUACAGAACAUUUUCAACACUGGAAGCUUUCGAGGACUUUACAUCUAUGAAAGCAUCGCAGCUAAAGAUGAGGAUAGAAGAGAUGCUACGCAUUAAGAUAUCAGUGAGCAACGAGCUGAGAGAUCUGAGCGCCAAGAGGCAGAGGCUGCAAGUGGAAGUUAACAGUCUGACCCAGAAGAUAGACGAAUUGAAGCAGGAAUUGCUGCAUCAACAGACAGAUCUCGACAGACUGAAGAUAAGCGUGGAACAGGCACAGGUAGCACAGAGAGAAGCGGUGGAAAGGAACACUCCGGAGUUGGCACCACCUAAGAGAAUAUUAAUCAAUAUCAUCCCGGUUGUAUUGCCGAGCACGGAUCCGCGGUCGUGCAGGAUGUACAAUUGUUUCGACCACAGUCGAUGCGCGUUGACGAGCGGUUUCCCCGUAUUCUUGUACGACCCGGACCAAUUCUCGGUGGUCAAUCCAGGUUGGGACGUGGAUGGCUUUCUGAAAACGACCAUCAAGCAAACAUUGGGAUACAACCCGCAUCUGACGAGGAAUCCAGCGGAGGCGUGCGUCUACAUAGUGUUAAUCGGCGAAGCGUUGAGCUCCCAGUCAAAGGGGGUCGAUCAUCGUUACGGGAAACCCGUGGACGUGAAGAAACUACACGCGCUUCCCUACUGGGGUGGAGACGGUAGAAACCACAUACUGCUGAACAUGGCGCGACGAGACCUGUCCGCGGAUUCAGGGAAUAUCUUCAACAAUCUAGACACCGGUAGAGCGAUCAUAGUGCAGUCGACGUUCUACCGAAAUCAGUUCCGCGUCGCUUUUGACCUGAUCGUCCCGCCGAUCCUGGGACCGCCCGGCGGAGACGUUUGGCAAGAGUGCGCACAGAUGCUACCCGCGAGGAGGAAGUACCUGCUGUCCUUCCAAGGGGAAAUGAGGACCUACAAGGGCACACCGAUGACGCACCAAAUCGACGACGCCGACAUGGAUCUCGAGAGACUAGCGGUGGACGACAACAAUAUCGAUGCGUUCAUCAUUCAGCAUCUGAAGGACAUGAGCAGCGGGCUGACUCUGGACAAAUUCUUCAUCCAAUUCGAGUGCAUACCCGCUUCUGUGGAGAGCAAACCCGUGGAGGCUCUCGAUUGGUCCCUCUGCGGCACCGACUCCUCCAGACGAGCCAUAUUGAAAGAAUCAACGUUCGCGCUCAUCUUGGCGCCCAGCAACGCCACGUUGCUCACCACUUCGUCCAUGCAGGCGAGGCUGUACGAGGCGUUGCGAUCCGGUUCGAUACCGGUGAUCCUCGGUGGCGAUCAGGUCUUACUCAAUUACAACGAGGUCAUCGCCUGGAGGAGGGCGGUCAUCUUUCUGCCCAAGGCCAGAGUAACCGAAAUGCACUUCCUGCUGCGUGCUGUCCCUGACAACGACCUCUUGACGAUGCGACGGCAAGGCAGGUUGAUAUGGGAACGUUACAUGAGCACCGCUCAAGGCGCGGUGGACACGAUCAUAGCCGUGGUCAGGGACAGACUCGGCAUACCGCCAUUGCCGGCGUCGCAAACGCUCAGUCCUAGUGUCUUCAAUGAAAGUUUUGUGCCUUUAAAGUCGGACACUAUCAUCGCGGAACCAGAGGCUGAGGAGAGCCUAGGUCCCUUGGAGCCGCCGUAUCCGUCUCCUGCUUUCAAGAGGAACUACACCACGCUGUUGAUUCAAGGUCAUGAGAUCUGGAACGAUUGGAUGGACCCGUUCAAUUUGUACCCGCAGUUACCUUUCGACACCAUCCUACCUAGUGACGCUAAGUUUCUCGGUUCAGAGGUUGGCUUUCGACCCAUCGGCAAAGGUGCCGGCGGUGCCGGGAAAGAGUUCAGUGAGUCAUUGGGAGGCAACUAUCCGAGAGAGCAAUUCACGAUCGUCAUGUUGACGUACGAGAGAGAACAAGUUCUUAUAAAUUCACUGGCACGUCUUUAUGGCUUGCCUUACUUGAACAAAGUACUUGUGGUGUGGAACAGCCCAAAGCCACCUGUAGAGGACCUCAAGUGGCCUGACAUUGGCGUUCCUAUACACGUUAUAAAGGCCCCGAGGAACAGUUUGAACAACAGAUUCCUGCCGUUCGAUGCGAUUGAGACAGAAGCCGUUCUUUCCGUUGACGAUGACGCUCACUUGAGGCACGAUGAGAUUAUGUUCGGUUUCAGAGUAUGGAGGGAACACCGAGAUCGCGUGGUAGGAUUUCCCGGCCGCUUUCACGCGUGGGAUCAAAAUUACCAUAACGCUUGGAACUAUAAUUCCAACUACUCCUGCGAACUCUCUAUGGUCUUAACCGGAGCCGCUUUCAUUCACAAACACUAUACAUAUCUGUAUACCCACUGGUUACCGCAAGCAAUAAGGGAUAAAGUCGACGAGUACAUGAACUGCGAAGACAUCGCCAUGAAUUUCUUAAUAUCUCACAUCACGAGGAAACCACCAGUUAAAGUGACUUCACGUUGGACGUUUAGAUGUCCGGGUUGUCCAGUCUCACUUUCCGAAGAUGAUACACAUUUUCAAGAGAGGCACAGAUGCAUCAACUUCUUUUCUCAGGUUUUUGGAUAUAUGCCAUUAUUGAAUACACAAUAUCGAGCGGAUUCGAUACUAUUUAAGACACGAAUACCACAUGACAAGCAAAAAUGCUUUAAGUUUACAUGAGAAAACAACCUAAUCGAAUUUUUAUGUAUUGGGAGUACAAAUUAGUUCGGUCCGUUUUCAAAAGAUGGCUCUGGCUGUAAUGAAUGUUUCAUAGUGACAGCU
Molecule: messenger RNA, 3846 nt
Organism: Dinoponera quadriceps
Lineage: Eukaryota; Metazoa; Arthropoda; Insecta; Hymenoptera; Formicidae
Gene: botv
Product: exostosin-3
Exons: 11
Coding region: 877-3744 (955 amino acids)
Cellular component (GO): membrane
Molecular function (GO): glycosyltransferase activity
Source: RefSeq, a predicted model, not a curated record